Vigna angularis (adzuki bean) is the source of this 1970-nucleotide messenger RNA. RefSeq names its product probable polygalacturonase. Gene Ontology annotation, molecular function: polygalacturonase activity. The transcript has 5 exons. Lineage: Eukaryota; Viridiplantae; Streptophyta; Magnoliopsida; Fabales; Fabaceae. The coding region runs from base 264 to 1724 and encodes 486 amino acids. The record is from RefSeq and is a predicted model, not a curated record. Gene Ontology annotation, biological process: carbohydrate metabolic process.
UCAAAAAUCCUGAACCAGAAAAUUGCAAUUGUUGUAUUAUUGUCCUAAGAAACAUCUUUCAGUUUCAGUUGCAAUUGUUCUAUCAGUGUGCAGUACUUGGCUUUGAAUGCACUUCAUCUAUCAUCACCCAAUUCUGACUACUACUUCUACAAACUUCCCUCCAAAACCAACCCACGUAAGCAACUUAACGCGAACCCCACUUCCUUAUUCAAAGCCCUCGACAGUUUUCGAAGCAACCCACGUAACGUAACCAGUUGCCAACAAUGGUGGAGAAUUCAGGGGUACUCGGGUGGUUCCUCCUCAACCCCAAAACGCCACCUUUCGCUUCUCACAAGACCCUCUUCGCGUUCCUUUGGGUGGCGGCGCUGGCCUCGCUUUUCGUCUGGCAGAGGAACACCAUCAGCGGCUUUCUGGUGCUGGGUGGUGUUCCUGUGCAGCCACCGCCGAAGCUGCGGCCGGUGGUUUUCUGUUUGACUGAGUUUGGUGGGGUCGGUGACGGGGUUACUCUCAACACUGAGGCGUUUGAGAGAGGUGUUAGGGCCAUUUCCAAGUUGGGGAAUAAGGGUGGCGGCCAACUCACUGUGCCACCUGGACGUUGGCUCACAGCACCCUUCAACCUCACCAGUCACAUGACUCUUUUUCUUGCUCCUGAUGCGGUUAUACUUGCAAUUCAGGACGAAAAGUAUUGGCCACUGAUGCCUGCAUUGCCUUCAUAUGGGUAUGGAAGGGAGCAUCCCGGGCCUCGAUAUACCAGUUUGAUCCACGGUCAAAAUCUUAGAGAUGUUGUCAUAACAGGGCAUAAUGGUACCAUAAAUGGACAGGGACAAACGUGGUGGACAAAAUAUCGGCAAAAGCUUCUGAACCACACUAGGGGGCCACUUGUUCAGAUAUUAUGGUCUAGUGACAUUGUGAUCUCAAAUAUUACUUUGCGUGACUCUCCUUUUUGGACACUUCAUCCGUAUGACUGCAAAAAUGUUACAGUGAAAAAUGUCACUAUAUUGGCUCCUGUAUAUCACGCUCCAAAUACUGAUGGCAUAGAUCCUGAUUCUUGUGAGGAUAUGUUGAUAGAGGACUGUUACAUAAGUGUGGGGGAUGAUGCAAUUGCAAUAAAAAGUGGAUGGGAUCAAUAUGGAAUUACUUAUGGAAGGCCUUCCAAGAAUAUAGUUAUUCGAAACCUUGUUGUUCGAUCUAAUGUCAGUGCUGGGAUCUCAAUAGGCAGUGAGAUGUCUGGUGGGGUAUCAAACGUGCUGGUGGAGAACAUUCUGGUAUGGGAAUCAAGACGUGCCAUGAGAAUCAAGACAGCACCAGGAAGAGGUGGCUACGUGCGCCAAAUAACUUACAGGAACCUAGUUUUCAAAAACGUGCGUGUUGGAAUUGUGAUAAAGACAGAUUACAAUGAACACCCUGGUGCUGGAUACGAUCCAAAAGCACUUCCAAUACUGAGAGACGUAAGGUUCAUCAAUAUCCGUGGCCAAGGAGUUCGUGUGCCAGUUCGAAUUCAAGGCAGUGAACAGAUUCCAAUAAGAAAUGUGACAUUCCAGAACAUGAAGGUUGGCACAACCUACAAGAAGAAGCAUAUCUUCCAGUGUGCCUUUGUCCAAGGUCAGGUAAUAGGGACCAUCUCUCCCGCUCCCUGUGACAGCUUUGAUCGGUACGAUGAGCAAGGGCAGCUUGUUAAGCAUGCUGCUUCGCAGAAUGUCACAGACAUAGAUUAUGAAAUUUGAGGUGUCUUCAGCUCCAAACUCAAAUAAUAUCAUACCUCUCGUGUGCGUGCAUGUAUAUAAAGAGUUUGUUCAAUGAAAGCAUGAGAGGAAGGAAGUUGUUAGUUACUUUUCUUAGGUGAUGAGUUGUAUAUAGGAAAAUUUUCAGACGCUUAUAUAAAUUUUCCAGAAUUUCAAAAUCGUUUCUGAGAUAAUGUUCUAUGAAAUGCAAGUGAUUAUACCUUCCAGAAGUCAUGGAAGUUAGACGGA